Messenger RNA from Mytilus trossulus (common blue mussel), 1919 nucleotides. Its product is annotated as 5'-3' exonuclease PLD3-like. Lineage: Eukaryota; Metazoa; Mollusca; Bivalvia; Mytilida; Mytilidae. The transcript has 10 exons. Gene Ontology annotation, molecular function: catalytic activity. Bases 188 to 1693 code for a protein of 501 amino acids. The record is from RefSeq and is a predicted model, not a curated record.
GAAGUAGUCAUCAAUUUUAUCAUUAUACAUGUUAUUAUCAUUUAAGAAGUACAAUUUAUCUAAAUAAUCUUUUCACAAUGGAAUGGUUUUGAUAAUUAAUAAUCAAACUUUAUUGAAGAGGAUAUUACUGGAAAGUGACAAAUGUAAAUUAACAUUACAAGUGACCACUUAAUUCUAAAUCAAAGCUAUGUCAUGUGAAUAUCAUCAAACCAAAACCUCUGUGAUGGAAUCUGAUAAGGAGAUUUUAGUGGAAUAUCACCAAAAAUAUGCUGCAGCCAAAAAGAGAACAUGUAUUCUAGUGUCUGCUAUAGUAACAGCUAUUGUUCUGAUAGUUACAGCAGUUUGUACAUUAGGAGUAUACUUUGGAGUGUAUUAUAGCCCAGAAAAUGACAAAGCAUCAAUCAAACCUAAAAGCUUAAUGGGUCAAUCUUGUUCAGACCCAUGUAUAUUAAAUCUGGUAGAAAGUAUUCCUGAUAAUCUAACCUUCGUCAAAGGAGCACCACUCCAUUCCUCCACCUAUGAAGGGAUAAUGAGCUUAAUGGCUAAUGCCAAAGAGACCAUAGAGAUAGCUUCUUAUUACUGGACACUAAAUGGACAAGAUUUACCCUUCCAUGAUAACUCCUCUUGGGAGGGAGAAUCAAUCCUUGAAACUCUGAUAUCAACUGGUAGAGACAAAAAGAUAAAGAUCAAGAUUGUUCAAAAUAAACCCAAGGGAAGAAAUAACAACACAGAAGCAUUAGCUAAAUAUGCUGGUGCAGAAGUGAGAACAUUGGAUUUUGACAAGCUAUUAGGUAAUGGAAUUAUCCAUACAAAGAUGUGGUUGAUAGACAGAAAACAUUUCUAUGUGGGCAGUGCCAACUUAGACUGGCGAUCUUAUACACAGGUUAAAGAGCUAGGAGCAGUCAUUUAUAAUUGUCCUUGUAUGGCAAAGGACAUGGGUAAACUAUUUGAUGUGUACUGGUACCUAGGUGUACCAGGUACUACUGUUCCUUCUUCCUGGCCUUCAUCAUACAGUACAGAUAUAAACAGCAACACCUCCAUGCAGAUUCAGUAUAAUGGCACUGCUGCAACAACAUACCUGUCAAGUUCCCCUCCACCAUUUUGUCCAAAUGGUAGAACAGUAGACAUUGAUGCCAUAGUAGAUGUCAUACAUAAAGCAGAUAAAUUUGUAUAUAUAGCUGUAAUGGAUUACUUUCCAACUACACAAUUCUCUCGACCUAGAAAAUACUGGCCAGUAAUAGAUGAUGCCUUACGUAGAGCUGCUUUUGACAGGAGGAUAUCAGUAAAGCUGUUAAUUAGUUAUUGGAAUAAUACGUGGGCAGAAAUGCCUUUGUAUCUAAAGUCAUUGAAUGUACUUAAAUAUUCUGAUUAUGGAGUCCAUACUAACAUAGAAGUGAGAAUGUUUGUUGUACCAGCUUUCACAGAGAGUCAGAGGAAAAUACCAUUUGCAAGAGUAAAUCAUAACAAAUAUAUGGUUACAGAUAAAACAGCUUAUAUUGGAACAUCUAACUGGUCGGGAGAUUACUUUAUUGACACAGGAGGUAUAGGGCUAAUUGUGAAUCAGAACGUGACGGCAGAGGCUGGAAAUGUACGCAAACAAUUAGAGGAUAUAUUUUAUAGAGACUGGGAUUCACAAUACUCCACUAAUAUUGAUCAUUUUAACUUUACUACAAAAGGACAUACUGAAUUAUAGUUACUAAUGCAGCAGUAAAUUUAUUUGUAUGUUACAGUGUUCUUCCCAGAUAUUUCAUUUAGCAUCCUGGUAAACAGGGGAAAUUGAAAUACCAUCUUGUUUCUAAAAAUUAUGGCAUCACAUCCAUAACAUAAUAUAUAAGAAACCAAUUCAGGUAGCAUUACAUUCAAGAAAUAUAGCAUCACAUUACCAUGAUGCUAACAGACCCUGGGGAGAACACUGUGUU